Stylophora pistillata is the source of this 2430-nucleotide messenger RNA. RefSeq lists its product as uncharacterized. The record is from RefSeq and is a predicted model, not a curated record. Gene Ontology annotation, molecular function: nucleic acid binding. Lineage: Eukaryota; Metazoa; Cnidaria; Anthozoa; Scleractinia; Pocilloporidae.
AUGGUCAGACAGCGCUCAGAGUCCCUGAGACGUCGCCUGACGAAGUCGGGGAAUGAAGAGAUGGCCAUCAAGUAUCGCGAGGUAAUGGACAGUUACAUCAGUAGUGGAGUUGCUCGCAAGUUGUCUGAGAAGAAGUUAGCUAAGGAAUCCAGUACCCAUUGGUAUCUCCCACAUCAACCCGUAACUUCCCCUACCAAGCCUGGAAAGGUGCGUAUUGUUUUCGAUGUGGCAGCCGAGUUCGAAGGGACCUCGCUUUACAAGAAUCUGCUGAGCGGGUCAGACAUGACCAACAGUUUAGUCGGUGUCCUCCUGCGUUUUCGCCAAGAUACGAUUGGUAUUGCCGCAGAUAUUGAAGGAAUGUUCCACCAGAUUCGUGUACGUGAAAAGGACCAGGAUUCAUUGAGGUUUCUAUGGUGGACAAAUACCUACGAAGACCCACCUGAUGUUUAUGUUAUGAAAGAAGUGCUGAAGACAGUUCAAAGUGACAAACUGUCCAACCAAACUCUCGACCUCGAUUUGGAAGACCCACCCGUUGAGAGAGCACUGGGGGUACUUUGGUUUGUUGGAGAUGAUACUCUUGACUUCAAAAUAAGGCAUCUUGAUCGCCCUGAUACAAAACGUGGCAUCUUGUCUACUGUUUGUUCCUUGUUCGACCCGCUAGGGCUCGCUGCACCCGUAACGCUAGCUGCAAGAAGUUUAGUGCAAGACAUUAGGAAGGCUAACGUUGGAUGGGACGAGCCUCUUGGUGAAGAGUUUCUAUCAAAGUGGAGGACGUGGAAGAUUCAACUACCUUCUUUGUCACAGUUGCGCUUUCCACGAUCCUAUUUUUUACAAGAUGGUGACCCGAAAGACUGCAAGUUGCAGCCCCAUGUCUUUUCGGACGCAUCAGAAGUUGGGUAUGGUGUAUCGUCCUAUCUGCGAGCUGAGUAUCCAGAUGGUCGGGUUCAUUGUACCUUUGUCAUGGGAAAGGCUAGGAAUGCACCAGUGAAGUUUGUCAGUAUUCCCAGACUAGAGUUGCAGGCAGCAUUACCUGCAACUCGUGUGUGUAAAAUGCUGCGAGAAGAAUUAGAACUGAACAUUGACAGGACAUUGUUAUGGACCGACAGUGAGAUAGUACUGCACUAUCUAAGGAAUGAGGAACGAAGACUUCAAACCUUCGUUGCCAACAGAGUUGAAGAAAUAAAGGAGCACUCACCCGUGCAGGAUUGGAAUCAUGUGCCAGGGACUUUGAAUCCCCCAGACAAGGUGUCAAGGGGACUGACCCCAUCUUCUCUGACUGCCGACCACAGUUGGCUUCGUGGACAUGACUUUUUGUGGGGACCAGAGCAUUCCUGGCCGAAACAAGAGUGUAGAACCCUACCUCGUGAAGAUUUGGAACAAAAGAAAGAAACUCAUGUACACUCCCUGGAACUGAGCUCUGGUUCAGUGGUGGCGAAGAAAGGAAGUUCAAAUUUUGAACCCAUCAAAGAUUCUAUGGAAGACCCUCUCCAAGCCCUUAUUACAACCUGCUCAGGUUGGACCCGCCGUAGGCGCAAGGUAGCAUGGCUCCUACGGUUUAUACAGUUCGUUAAAGAUAAAGGGAAGGUCCAGAUUAGAAGGUUAACUGUCGACGAUUUGAAUGCAGGUACAGUGGCUAUCGCAAGGAUCGUUCAGGGCUCAGCAUAUGCACAGCAGAUGAAGGAUCUGAGGUCUAAUGGUGCCGUCCGAGCAUCGAGCAAGAUUGCAGCCUUAAAUCUCGGAUUGGAUGAUCAGGGAGUACUAAGAGUCAAUGGACGUGGCCAGAAAAGAGUAUCUGAAUCUAACAAGGGCCGACAAAUCAUUCUGCCCAGGAAUCAUGCUGUAGCUGAGAAGAUUGUUCGUCAUGUCCAUCAUUUCAUUGGUCAUCUGGGGCGUGAGCAUGCAAUAGCCAAGAUGUGGGAAGACUUCUGGAUUCCUCAAAUCCGUGUUCUAGUUCGCUCAGUCCUUUCCCGAUGCGUCAGGUGCAAGAAAGUCCUGGCCAAACCCAUGACCCUACAGAUGGCACCUUUACCGGAGGCACGUCUGAUGGCAUAUGAACCACCUUUCUCAUAUACAGGAAUGGACCUUUUCGGCCCCCUGUACGUCAAACAUGGCCGAGGGAGCACAAAGCGUUGGUUUUGUCUCUUUACCUGUCUAACCACCCGUUGUGUGCACCUGGAAGUUGUUAACGCAAUGGACACGGAUGAUUUCGUCAUGUGCCUAAGGCGCUUCAUCAAUCGUAGAGGCGACGUGAAAGAGAUUCGUUGUGAUAAUGGCUCCAACUUUGUGGGAGCGCAGCGCGAACUAAAGGAGAGUUUGAGAAAUGGAACCAGGGACAGAUUGAGAGUGAACUUAUUCAAUAUGGCUGUAAAUGGAUAUUUCAACCCCAACUGCAUCAAGUAUAUCCGGUGUAUGGGAACGUUUGGUUCGUAG